Penicillium canescens is the source of this 1047-nucleotide messenger RNA. Its product is annotated as sugar phosphate isomerase/epimerase family protein. The transcript is spliced from 2 exons. The record is from RefSeq and is a predicted model, not a curated record. Lineage: Eukaryota; Fungi; Ascomycota; Eurotiomycetes; Eurotiales; Aspergillaceae. The coding region runs from base 1 to 1047 and encodes 348 amino acids.
AUGGCACCAAUAACACUCGCCUCAGUCCAAGCAAUUCCUCUAUCCUACGCCUCCUGCUCAAUCGGCUGCAGCUCCAGUGACACUCUCCCCCGCAAACUCGAAGCAAUCAGUAAAGCAGGAUUCACCUCGAUCGAGCUUUCAUUUCCCGACAUUUUGGAACAUGCAGCAAAUCUACAAGGCCAUCCAAUUUCGGCAGAUAAUUUUUCCACGCUCGUCACAGUCGCCGACGGGAUCCGGAAGCUCUGCGAUGCCAAUUCAUUGACCAUCAUGAUGCUGCAACCGUUCGCGAACUUCGAGGGCUGGCCGAAUGGGUCAACUGAAAGAGAGGAUGCCUUUACGAGGGCAAGGGGUUGGAUAGAGAUUAUGAAGGUUCUAGGGACAGAUAUGUUGCAGGUCGGAGCUACGGAUACACCACAAGACAAGAUAUCAAUCGCCCGUGAAGCAAUCGUUUCCGACCUCCGUGAGCUAGCCGACAUGCUGGCAAAGCACAAAUUCCGUAUGGCUUACGAGAACUGGUGCUGGUCAACUCAUGCACCUAGCUGGAAAGAAGUAUGGGAAAUCGUCUCAGCUGUCGACCGCCCGAAUGUCGGGUUGUGCCUAGACACAUUCCAGACAGCAGGGAGUGAAUGGGCAGACCCGACGACAGAAUCUGGACUCAUCGAAGAGGUACCGUAUGAUGUUUUGCGCAAGAACUUUGCUGCUAGCAUGGAUGAGCUCGCUCGCACCGUUCCGCCUGAUAAAAUCUAUCUGCUGCAGAUCUCAGAUGCGUACAAGGUUUCUCCGCCACUCAGGAAUGAGCCUAUUGAAGGACUAAGACCACGUGGUCGCUGGAGUCAUGAUUAUAGACCUAUGCCGUAUGAUGGGGGUUACUUGCCGAUUGAGGAUGUGGCGAAGGCGGUGUUGAAGACUGGAUUUCGUGGGUGGUUCUCUAUGGAAAUCUUUGAUGGCGGGCCAGAAGGGAAAGGGAAGAAGUAUGAGAUGGAAGCUUACGCAAAGAAGGCGAUGGAGAGUAUGCAGAAGUUGUUGAUGAAUUGCACGGAUGAGUGA